GAGUCGGAGAGAGAUGAUGGUGAUGAUGAUGAAAUUCUCGAUAUUACAAAGGAAAUACAUAGCGAACAUCAUGGUGAUAGUGAUGGUGAUGGUGAUGUUGACAUGGAUGAUGAUGAUGCAGAGAUGUAUGCACAUGCUGACGAGGCCGAGAGAAAUUUAGAGGAUAAGGCAGAGACUGAGAAGGCAAGGACUGCAAAGGGUUGCGAAAAUGUGAGGAGUCCCAUUAAUACAAGAAGCAUGGCAGCGGAGGAGGCAGCAGAGAAGAGGACCAGAGGUCCAAAGAAGCAGAAGAAUCAGAAGACAAAGAAGGUAGGUAAGAAGGCAGCAGCUGAGAAGGAGGCAGCUAAGAAGGCACCAACUAAGAAGGCAGCUGCUGAGAAGGAGGCAACUAAGAAGGCACCAACUAAGAAGGCAUCAGCUGAGGAGGACGCAGCCCAGAAGAAUCAGAAGAAGCAGAAGAAACCAAAGACUUAUGGUAUUUAA
This is a messenger RNA of Brassica oleracea var. oleracea, 483 nucleotides long. RefSeq names its product acid shock protein-like. Lineage: Eukaryota; Viridiplantae; Streptophyta; Magnoliopsida; Brassicales; Brassicaceae. The transcript has 3 exons. The annotation marks the transcript as partial. The record is from RefSeq and is a predicted model, not a curated record.